CCAGUGACGUAAUUUUAUAUGUGUCACGAAUUUCGCAAACAAUUAAUUCGUCUUCGUUCAUCCUCGCUUUUCUUGUUUCUUCGAAGCAAUUCGAAGUCGUAGAUAUAUAUUUUUCUACAAAGCUCGCACAGUGUUCGAGCGAAUGAUUUACGAUAAUACAUUCAAGUAAUGUACAUACACGAUGUCGAGCACGUUUAAAAACUCGACGAUUUAUUUAUAAACGGUUAAUGUAAAAUAAAAUGCCGAACUAAUAUGUGAAUUCGCGAGUUAUGUUGCGAUAGUCUCAUCGUUUUGUCAAUAUGGAUUUUGGGACUUUGUUGACCGUAGCACAGAAGAACGAAAAUGUCAAACAGCCGAUUGCCUGUUAUCAAACGAAAUUCGCUCCGCCAAAGAAAUCAGCGAAACAGAGUAAGAAUCUUUCGGAGAAUAUCAAGAAAUUCUUGGCCCGCAAAGAAGAGGAAGAGAAACAGAAAGUUCUAGAAGAAAAGAAGAAAAGGGAGAAUUUAUUGGCGUUACGCGAUCACAGAGCACAAAGUCGUAUAAGCAAACAUUUGAAAGUAUGCAAGGCGGCGAACAAGGCUGUAUUGGAAGAUGCGAUCGACAAUGAGAACACAGCUGUUACAAUGGCAGGCCCCUCUCAACCCGACGAAGACGAUUACGGUUACGUGUCGCAGGAGGCUUCGGCGUUUUAUAACCAAUUAAUGAAUAAGUAUAACAAUGCACCUCCCCAAAAACCACUUUUCAACGACAGUGGGAAGAGGACGAUAAAGGAUAUCGCGUCUACAAAGGAUAGAGUUAAGCAGGCCUUGAAACAACAAGAAAUAGAGGAAGCCUUGGGGCAUCGUCGGAAAAGAAAAUUGACUGCCAAGGAUACGGAUGCUGAGCCCGAAGAGAAAGUUGAGAAGGUUGAGAGAAUUGUGGAAGACGAGAGGAAAGAAAAGGAGGAGAAGCCCAAGCACAAGAAGAAAUCCCUGCCACCGCCCAUGGAUUUCAACGAGCUACUUAAAAUCGCUGAGAAAAAGCAGCACGAACCAAUUCUAAUCGAUGUGAAACCGAAGGUUGAGAAACCAGAGAGAUUGAUGACGAAGAAACAGAUGAUGGAGUACACGAAGGAGAGAGAAUGGAGAGAAAAGAAAGAGCAACGUGUUAAGGAUGGUAGUGCGACUAACAAAGAAGGAAACACUGCUAUAUCCAAUAAAUCAAACAAAAUGCAAGAUUGUCGUAACAAUAAUAACAGAAUAUCUAAAUCGUCUGAAAAUAAUAACAACAACAACAACAACAACAUUAAUAAUAAUAAUAAUAAUAAAGCUUGUGCAAAAGCAGCAACAGGAACACAGUCUUCCCCUUUUAAAAAGAAUGUGGAGAAACCUCAUGAAAAUAAAUCCAACGCAAGCAAGUCCAACAAUUCAAGAUCAUCGGAGAAGGAUGUGCUUCUGGAGGAGCGUAGAAAGUUGGAAGCGGAAAAGAGAAAAUUAGAGGAGAUGCGACGAUCUAUAGAAGAAGAGAAGAAGAAGCUGCAGCUAAGUAAAAGUAAGAUUCACGACGUGAAGCAUAACGCAUCGGAGAAGUGCGCGUCGAAGUCGAAGAUUCCAGAACAGAAGAGUGCCCCGAAGAGUGACAGACAGAAAGAAUCUCCAGCGUCGAGUGCUGCGAGAUCUUUUACUGCUCCAACGACGAAUGGGAAAGUUGCGAAACAGGUUUCGCCAAGGGAUCACAAACCGAUGAGACCCAAGCCCAUGCUUCCUUCGAAGGAGCAGAAGAAAUCGUUGGUUGUUCAUAAACGGCGCAUACACGACGAGAACGAAGAGGAGUACGACUCGGAACUCGAUGAUUUCAUCGACGAUGGAGUCGAGGAUGAAGCCGAAGACUACAGUAAAUACAUAAGCGAGAUAUUCGGUUACGAUAAAAGUAAAUACAAGUAUGGGAACAACGACGACGACGACGCAGCGAUGGAGAGUAGUUUUGCGCAGCAACUUAAGGAAGAAUAUGUGUCGACUAAAAUAGGUAUUAUGGAGGAUUUAGAAGAUAUGCGCAUGGAAGCCUUGGAAAAGAAACGGAAAGCUCUCUUGAAAAAAAAGAUAAAAAACUAACCGUAAUAUAUCGUUUAUAUAUUUUCAGUUUGUUCGAAUAAAUUAUGUGGAUUCAG
Messenger RNA from Hylaeus volcanicus, 2146 nucleotides. RefSeq names its product protein SPT2 homolog. The transcript is spliced from 7 exons. Gene Ontology annotation, molecular function: DNA binding; histone binding. Gene Ontology annotation, biological process: regulation of DNA-templated transcription; nucleosome assembly. NCBI's taxonomy places the organism in Eukaryota, Metazoa, Arthropoda, Insecta, Hymenoptera, Colletidae. Gene Ontology annotation, cellular component: nucleolus. The record is from RefSeq and is a predicted model, not a curated record. Bases 300 to 2090 code for a protein of 596 amino acids.